AUGUUGCCUCAACCCAACCGUGUUGCCUGGGAAGAGAAUGAUAUCAUGCAUGAGGAAGAAGAGAGAAGUAUAACAGAUGUUCCUUCUCUCUCUACUUCUGUUUCAUCAGAUACUUUGUUAGGUGAGCCACAACCUGCCGUCUCAUCUAUUGCACUACCGCAGCCCUCAGAAACAACUAUGGAUGAACAUAAUAUCUCCACUCUCUCAACAAAUAUUUUCAGGGAAUUUCAACUGCUUCCAGAAAAAUAUAGCCCAGAACAUUGGGGUUCGGUGGAGCGGAUGGGAUUUCCUCUUAAUGGCAAUAUCGAACAACAGGAGGCGGAACGGUCUGCGAUGCCAUUAGUACAAGCUGCAAUACAACGAUGUGAAAAACGUUGGCUAAGUUAUUCUAAGGGUGUUCCACUUUUAUCUAAUGCUACAAGAAAAUCAAUGGACUCCAUGCGGCAUAUGUUGUGUCGAUAUGGUGCUCCAAGUCAAAUGCGUGGUGUAAUUUGGCUAACAUUAUCGGGAAUGGCUGUGAAAAUGGAAGAAAAUUUGGGAUUUUGUAGAGCACUUUUAAGACGACAUGGAUACAUGCAUGGUGAAUAUGCAGACGCUAUUGAGAAAGAUCUUUACCGUACUUUUCCUUCACAUCCAUAUUUUUCAGAGGGUGAAGUAGGAAUGUGUAAAGUACGAAAUGUACUUCAUGCUCUUUGUUGGCGCAAUCCACUGUUAAAUUACUGUCAAUCGUUUAAUUAUUUUGCGGCUUUUUUACUUUUAGUACUUGAUGAUGAAGAAAGUACCUUUUGGUUAAUGUGUCAUUUAUUGGAGAAUCUUCUCCCGAAUGAUUGGUACUCGGAAUCAUUGAUAGGCACAAAAGUGGAUCAGUAUGUACUGGAGAUUCUUCUACAGGAACGUUUGCCACAACUCGCACGACACUUUUCACAACUUCACUUUGAAGUUGGAACUCUCGUUUCGGCGUGGAUUAUGGUUCUAUUUGUAAACGUUUUCCCUGUUUUAACAGUUAUACGUGUAUGGGAUUGCCUCUUCGCUGAACAUACACAUCCUGCUGAACAUUCAUGUGUUCCACUUGCUAUAACUAUGGCGGUAUUAAAACUUCACCAAUCUGAAUUACUUCGCUGUGAUGAUGUAGGUGAUGUCAUAAUGUGCUUAAAUAACUCCGCAAAACGUUUAUUUGAUGCUGAGAAACUUAUUCGAACAAUGAUGGAAAUAAGUCUUGAGCCGUCUACAGUGCAGAGAAUGCGCCAGCGGGUGAGACCUGCGGUAGUGGAGGAACAACGCAGACGUGAACAACGCCUCGAAGCCCUGCGGAAUUCAUCUGCUCGAUCGCAAGAGGAGGAAACGGCGACACAACCGCCAACGACACCCACACCUGUAGAGUCUUCCCGUAGACGUUUGUCAACGCUGCCGAUGGAACCAUUUCAGGGGGAAUAUACGGACUUCUUCGCCGGAACAGGGUUUGCAGAGGAAAUAGCAGUAAACGCAUGGCGACGUGUGGUGGAGGCGAAUCGUAUUCUUGAAGAUGCACAUGGGCAAAAGGAGCUGAAGGAAUGCAGUCACAAUUCGGCCUAUGAUAAGGGCUCCUCAAGGUGGAAAAUAAGGGAAGAGAGUUCUGGACGUGAGAUGGAGAGUAUUUGCUCAAGGGAUACUAGUGACACAAAAGAGGGAAGUAAGGUGAAUUGA
Messenger RNA from Trypanosoma theileri, 1683 nucleotides. Its product is annotated as putative GTPase activator protein. The transcript has a single exon. Lineage: Eukaryota; Euglenozoa; Kinetoplastea; Trypanosomatida; Trypanosomatidae. The record is from RefSeq and is a predicted model, not a curated record. The coding region runs from base 1 to 1683 and encodes 560 amino acids.